CCUGGACGGAAAGAUACGCUUUUCACUACCAUUACAUCUUUACUUCUUCUGACUGGACAGGCGACGAUGACGCGCUACGAAUCGGCUCGCGACUGGCCGACUUGGCGCAAGUGGGCUCUGCUAGUGCCCAUCUACCUCAUCGAUCUCUCCGUGUCGUGGGGCGCAUCCUGCUUUUCGCCAGCCCAGAAGAAGUUCCAGAAAGACUUUGGAACAAGCGCCGAGGUGACGACGCUGGGCCUCAGCUUGUACGUCUUAGGUCUUGCCUUGGGCCCAAUGUUCCUGGCUCCGCUCUCAGAGUACUUUGGACGCUCGCCAGUCUACAUCGUGUCCUAUGGUACCUUGCUUGCUUGGUUGCUCGGAACAGCCCUCGCGCCGAACUUGGGUGCAUUCCUCGUCUUUCGUGUCCUUGGAGGAUUGACUGCAAGCUGCACAAUUGCGAAUCUGGGCGGUACCAUAGCAGACCUAUUUCCGCGUCGACACACGGGCAAAGCGAUGGCUUGGUUCCUCUGGGCAGCCACUUGUGGCUCUCCUUUAGGCUAUUUUCUCUUCAGCACCAUAGCUCAAAGUCGAGGCUGGCGCGAUGUCUUUUGGGCCCUGCUCGGGAUAGCAGGAGGCUUCUGGCUCCUCAUGUCGGCCACGCUCUUGAUACUAGGGGAGACGAGGCCAAAGGAGAUGCGAAAGGAGCUAACGGCGUCCAAUUUAGCGAGAGAUCUCCUCCAAAGGACAAUGACUAGGCCCUUUCGCUUUCUCUCCACCGAGCCCAUCGUCAUGUUUGCCGCCGCCUACAAUGGCUUUCUCUACGGCAUCAGCUUUCUCUUCAACGAUGCGCUUUCCCUCGUCUUUUCUCAGCACAGGUUCAAUACACUAGAGACGGGUCUGGCGUUUCUCGGUAUUGUGGUUGGCAUAUCCAUUGGCCCACUUACCCACAUCCUCUUUCAAGAGCGCUUCUUCCAGCGACGAGUCGCCGCUGUGGCGGGUCCUGCAGACCAGCAUGCUGUUGUGCCCGAAGCCCGUGUUCGCACUGCCAUGAUUGCUGCGGUGACUCUGCCAAUCAGCCUCUUCUGGUUCGCCUGGACAUCGUUACCGAGUGUGCAUUGGAUUGUGCCUAUCCUCGCCUGCGUACUGUGGGGCUGGAGUUUCUAUACCUUGAUCCUCGCCACAUACGAGUUUGUCGUUGACUCUUACGGCAUCUGGUCCGCCAGUGCUUUGGCCGGCGUCGGUCUCGUGAGAAACCUCUGCGGGGCAGGGUUUCCCCUCUUUGCCAAUCAGAUGUACCACCGGCUUGGCUACGAAUGGGCGACAAGCCUGCUCGCUUUCCUAGCCAUCCUCCUCCUUCCCAUCACCUUCGUCCUCUACUUUAAGGGCGAGAAGCUGAGGAUGAAGAGCCCCUUUGCGGCCUCGAUCUCACGCGACGCGUCUCCGAGCUCAGGCGAGAAUGCCGCGGCAGACGUCGAGCAGCCGCUAGAGUACACGCCCGAGGCGGAGGAGAAGAAGAACAAGAUGAUGAAGAGCAGCAGCAGCUAGGGAGCUUG
This is a messenger RNA of Acaromyces ingoldii, 1532 nucleotides long. Its product is annotated as MFS general substrate transporter. Bases 67 to 1524 code for a protein of 485 amino acids. The record is from RefSeq and is a predicted model, not a curated record. Gene Ontology annotation, biological process: transmembrane transport. The transcript has 8 exons. NCBI's taxonomy places the organism in Eukaryota, Fungi, Basidiomycota, Exobasidiomycetes, Exobasidiales, Cryptobasidiaceae. Gene Ontology annotation, molecular function: transmembrane transporter activity.